AUGUUGUUUAUGGUGAUAGUGAUUCAAAAAGUAGGGUUUUUAAAUCUAAACUACCAGAUUUAAUUUAAGAGGAAUGUAAUGUGCAAAAAUUUUUGUUUUUUGGUGAUUAAGAUGUGUCUCCUCAAGCAAAUUCUACAAUUUAGAGUAUCAUGCAACUAAAAUAGAGAGGAAAUCUAAAUUUUAAUGAGAGAAUUGAGUCUUUUAUCUUCUUAGGAGACUAUGGUUAUGAAUUUUACUAGAAUAAUGGAGAAAAAGGAGACUAAUAUUUAGAUGCUGUUUAAGAUAUUAUAGCUGAAUGGCCUACCAUAUUCACUCCUGGAAAUCAUGAAGAACAAUAUAAUUUUAAAUUCUUUAAUGAGAAGUUUCAAUUACCUAACUUCAAAUAAACUUAAAAUAAUUAUUUUUCCUUUAAUUAAGGGUAAGUUCAUUUUAUUGGAGUUAAUUUACAUUAUUUUAGCCAAUGGGCUGACAACUAAAAUAAGCUAAAAAUGUUAAAAUGGCUUGAAAACGAUUUAAUAAUAGCUAAUUAAAAUAGAAAUCAGACUCCUUGGAUUAUUGCAUUUGGGCACAAGCCAAUUUAUUGUGUAUAAAAUGAUGAUUGUUCUAUGUCACCUUUUAUUUAUAGAUAAAUUGACGAUUUAUUUUACAAUUAUACUGUUGACUUGUAUUUAGGAUCGCAUGUUCACUAUCAUGAAAUUUUAAAGCCAAUGUAUAGAGGGAGCAUUCAAGGUUAUGAGGGUAACCUAAAUGAUAUUAAAUACCCAUAAGGUAUGA
This is a messenger RNA of Tetrahymena thermophila SB210, 774 nucleotides long. RefSeq names its product transmembrane protein, putative. The record is from RefSeq and is a predicted model, not a curated record. NCBI's taxonomy places the organism in Eukaryota, Ciliophora, Oligohymenophorea, Hymenostomatida, Tetrahymenidae. The transcript has 2 exons.